CGGCGCGCGGGCCGGGUAGGGCGGGGCCGAGCGAGGCGGGGCGCGCGCUUCGGCCGUUGAGGGACCGUUGGGGCGGGAGGCGGCGGCGGCGGCGGCGCGCGCUGCGGGCAGUGAGUGUGGAGGCGCGGACGCGCGGCGGAGCUGGAACUGCUGCAGCUGCUGCCGCCGCCGGAGGAACCUUGAUCCCCGUGCUCCGGACACCCCGGGCCUCGCCAUGGCUGACCAGCUGACUGAGGAGCAGAUUGCAGAGUUCAAGGAGGCCUUCUCCCUCUUUGACAAGGAUGGAGAUGGCACUAUCACCACCAAGGAGUUGGGGACAGUGAUGAGAUCCCUGGGACAGAACCCCACUGAAGCAGAGCUGCAGGAUAUGAUCAAUGAGGUGGAUGCAGAUGGGAAUGGGACCAUUGACUUCCCGGAGUUCCUGACCAUGAUGGCCAGAAAGAUGAAGGACACAGACAGUGAGGAGGAGAUCCGAGAGGCGUUCCGUGUCUUUGACAAGGAUGGGAAUGGCUACAUCAGCGCCGCAGAGCUGCGUCACGUAAUGACGAACCUGGGGGAGAAGCUGACCGAUGAGGAGGUGGAUGAGAUGAUCAGGGAGGCUGACAUCGAUGGAGAUGGCCAGGUCAAUUAUGAAGAGUUUGUACAGAUGAUGACUGCAAAGUGAAGGCCCCCCGGGCAGCUGGCGAUGCCCGUUCUCUUGAUCUCUCUCUUCUCGCGCGCGCACUCUCUCUUCAACACUCCCCUGCGUACCCCGGUUCUAGCAAACACCAAUUGAUUGACUGAUAAUCUGAUAAAGCAACAAAAGAUUUGUCCCAAGCUGCAUGAUUGCUCUUUCUCCUUCUUCCCUGAGUCUCUCUCCAUGCCCCUCAUCUCUUCCUUUUGCCCUCGCCUCUUCCAUCCAUGUCUUCCAAGGCCUGAUGCAUUCAUAAGAUGAAGCCCUCCCCAGAUCCCCUUGGGGAGCCUCUGCCCUCCUCCAGCCCGGGUGGCUCUCCUCCAUUUUGGUUUUUUUCCUCUUGUUUGUCAUCUUAUUUUGGGUGCUGGGGUGGCUGCCAGCCCUGUCCCGGGACCUGCUGGGAGGGACAAGAGGCCCUCCCCCAGGCAGAAGAGCAUGCCCUUUGCCGUUGCAUGCAACCAGCCCUGUGAUUCCAUGUGCAGAUCCCAGCAGCCUGUUGGGGCAGGGGUGCCAAGAGAGGCAUUCCAGAAGGACUGAGGGGGUGUUGAGGAAUUGUGGUGUUGACUGGAUGUGGCCCAGGAGGGGGUCGAGGGGGCCGACUCACAGAAGGGGACUGACAGUGGGCAACACUCACAUCCCACUGGCUGCUGUUCUGAAACCAUCUGAUUGGCUUUCUGAGGUUUGGCUGGGUGGGGACUGCUCAUUUGGCCACUCUGCAAAUUGGACUUGCCCGCGUUCCUGAAGCGCUCUCGAGCUGUUCUGUAAAUACCUGGUGCUAACAUCCCAUGCCGCUCCCUCCUCACGAUGCACCCACCGCCCUGAGGGCCCGUCCUAGGAAUGGAUGUGGGGAUGGUCGCUUUGUAAUGUGCUGGUUCUCUUUUUUUUUCUUUCCCCUCUAUGGCCCUUAAGACUUUCAUUUUGUUCAGAACCAUGCUGGGCUAGCUAAAGGGUGGGGAGAGGGAAGACGGGCCCCACCACGCUCUCAAGAGAACGCACCUGCAAUAAAACAGUCUUGUCGGCCAGCUGCCCAGGGGACGGCAGCUUCAGCAGCCUCUGCGUCCUGGUCCGCCAGCACCUCCCGCUUCUCCGUGGUGACUUGGCGCCGCUUCCUCACAUCUGUGCUCCGUGCCCUCUUCCUGCCUCUUCCCUCGCCCACCUGCCUGCCCCCAUACUCCCCCAGCGGAGAGCAUGAUCCGUGCCCUUGCUUCUGACUUUCGCCUCUGGGACAAGUAAGUCAAUGUGGGCAGUUCAGUCGUCUGGGUUUUUUCCCCUUUUCUGUUCAUUUCAUCUGGCUCUCCCCACCACCUCCCCACCCCACCCCCCACCCCCUGCUUCCCCUCACUGCCCAGGUCGAUCAAGUGGCUUUUCCUGGGACCUGCCCAGCUUUGAGAAUCUCUUCUCAUCCACCCUCUGGCACCCAGCCUCUGAGGGAAGGAGGGAUGGGGCAUAGUGGGAGACCCAGCCAAGAGCUGAGGGUAAGGGCAGGUAGGCGUGAGGCUGUGGACAUUUUCGGAAUGUUUUGGUUUUGUUUUUUUUAAACCGGGCAAUAUUGUGUUCAGUUCAAGCUGUGAAGAAAAAUAUAUAUCAAUGUUUUCCAAUAAAAUACAGUGACUACCUGA
Gorilla gorilla gorilla (western lowland gorilla) is the source of this 2292-nucleotide messenger RNA. It is a transcript of the gene CALM3, whose product is annotated as calmodulin 3. NCBI's taxonomy places the organism in Eukaryota, Metazoa, Chordata, Mammalia, Primates, Hominidae. Gene Ontology annotation, molecular function: calcium ion binding. The coding region runs from base 215 to 664 and encodes 149 amino acids. The record is from RefSeq and is a predicted model, not a curated record. The transcript is spliced from 6 exons. Gene Ontology annotation, cellular component: myosin II complex.